GCGUAAAAGGCAGUAUUUAUGCAUUUAUGCAAUGCACAGCUGAAUUUAAAGGACAAUCAAUUAACAAAUUUACAUACAGACACACUAUAUUUUUUGAACAUGCAUUGAUUAUUGAUAAAUAUACACUUAAUAUAUACUUGUAUAAAUACUGCUUUUCUUGAAAAUUAUGGAUCCGACAUCGUUGAACUUACAUCGGCGAAGGGAGCUUUUGAAGGUGUUGAACAAAUUAAAGAACAAUAUACGGCGAACCCAAACCCUUCUCUUUAAGGCUGACGAGAUUCUCAAUGGGCUGGAAGUUGAAGUAAUAGAUUUUCAGGCCGAAUCUGAUAGCUACGUGGGAGAAAAUGAGACAUUGAUGCGAGUAGAACAUGAACGUGAGGAAAUUGUGGUGGGGGCGGCUGCAGGGGAUAGUUCAUCCGCAUUGAAGUUGGGUGACCGAGUAGUGUGGCUUAUCAGAAAUGACGAGCCAGUGGUGGGGACAGUAUUAUGGAUGGGCAUGAUGUCGGAUGGGUUGGUUGCUGGCGUCGAAUUUGACGAUGCUAUCGGAAACACUGAUGGAAACUUGGAUGGGAAGGAAAUAUUUAAAUGCCAACCCAAACACGGACGAUUUGUUUUAGUAAGAGAAUUAAUUUUAUGGAAAGAUUUUACGGGUGAUAGGUAUUGAAUACACAAAGUUCUUUCUAAUAUGGCGUACCCAUUGUUAACACUAAAUACACAAAUAUGCUAUGCAAACAUUUCUAAUGUACAUUAAAUUAAAGAAGGUUGAGUUGUUUUACCUAAAAUAUAAGUUGUUUACCGAGUACAAUUCCAUUAAAGAGUUUCCUUUAUCAAAAUGC
This is a messenger RNA of Folsomia candida, 836 nucleotides long. Its product is annotated as tubulin-folding cofactor B. The record is from RefSeq and is a predicted model, not a curated record. The coding region runs from base 167 to 664 and encodes 165 amino acids. NCBI's taxonomy places the organism in Eukaryota, Metazoa, Arthropoda, Collembola, Entomobryomorpha, Isotomidae. The transcript is spliced from 3 exons.